UAUUAUUGUUCAGUCGGCUCUGGACUACUGCUGGAUACCUAUUUGAACCGACGACAGCCACCGAAUCGCCACAUACCGAGCUCUGACAUCGAGCAGCAAGGACCGGAAAAUUCGCUUUUCUCGUUCCGUCGCGUGGAUCUCUGACUGUGGAGUCAAUAGUGUGUGGAAAUUUUGGUGCAAAGAAGAAUAAAGUUGUUUGAAUGUUUCAGUUGUGAUAAAUUUGGUGAAAUUGGAAAGCUGCUCUAGUGGAUCCUGUUGAUUCGGGAUCAUCAGUGGAAAAAAAAUCCGCAUUCCUAAGUGUCCUCCUCCCAGACUAAUAAUCACACCAACUUCGGUGCUCAGCGCGUGGUUUGGUGUUGCGUAGCUUGACAUGACAUUGUCUGUUCCCUGCUCACAUGUGGUUAUGUCGCCGCCGGUUGACGCGGUGGUGUAUUGAAUUUCUGUUCGGUGAAGAAUAAGAAGGCACAGGCUUGGAAAAAUAACAGACAUCCGUAUCACCUUGUGUAUUUAUUAGGCAAGGACGAAACGUGCAUUUGCUUGUGGUGUUCUGUUGGUGGAUCAAGGCGUACCCAAAUCGUGUGGGCGAAACGAAGCGUGGAGAGUGAAGGAAGCCCCGUCUCCCCCAGGCCAACCCUGUCCAGCCGAAGGCCUAACCGCGACAAAGUAGCGACCAACCCCGCCCAACCCUUACACCGCACCACCAGCCAGCCAGCCAGCCAUGGAUCUUCAGCAGCAAAAAGUGCACAUCGAAAAGGCACAGAACUUCAUGCGCCAGUACCGGGAUCCGGAGUCACGGGAGCUGAAAAAAUUGUCCGCCAACCAGUUUAUGGACGUUUGGAGCCACUACGAUCGGGAUGGCAACGGCUACAUCGAAGGCACCGAGCUGGAUGGAUUCCUCAAAGAAUUCGUCUCCAGUGCGAAUGCGACCGAUCUGGGCCCCGAGUCACUGACGGACGAGAUGCUGGUCGAGCUCAAAUCCUGCUUCAUGGAGGCAUACGACGACAAUCAGGACGGAAAGAUCGACAUCCGAGAGCUCGCCCAACUUCUACCCAUGGAGGAAAACUUCCUGCUGCUGUUCCGAUUCGAUAACCCGCUGGAAUCGAGCGUGGAAUUCAUGAAGAUCUGGAGGGAAUACGACUCGGACAACAGUGGCUACAUCGAGGCAGACGAACUGAAGAACUUCCUCCGCGACCUGCUCAAGGAAGCCAAGAAGAUAAACGACGUGUCAGAGGAUAAAUUAAUCGAGUACACCGACACAAUGCUGCGAGUUUUUGACGCCAACAAGGACGGACGGUUGCAGCUUUCCGAGAUGGCCAAGUUGCUACCAGUUAAGGAAAAUUUCCUCUGUCGACAAGUGUUUAAGGAGGGCAGAAUCGACGAGGAAGGAGCUGCCAGACUGACGAAGGACGACAUCGAGAAGGUGUUUUCGCUGUACGAUAGGGACAAUAAUGGAUCAAUCGAGAACGAAGAACUUCGAGGCUUCCUAAAAGACCUGCUGGAACUAGUCAAAAAGGACUACGACGCACAGGACCUGAUCGAGUUCGAAGAAACCAUCCUGCGAGGGGUCGGCUACGACAAGGAAGGCAAGAUCUCCCGCAAAGAGCUGACCAUGAUCCUGUUAGCCCUCGCCAAACAGCCCCCAGAGGACGAACAGUAAUAUGGGGAAUGCACUUCUCUCGUUUCGCACCCGCCGCCACCGUCCUCGUCGUCGUCUUCGCUGCGUCGAUCGUCAUCCAGUGGUCACCACCAUCGGCGCUUGUCCAGAGCCGGCUCGCUAACAUCGGCCCUGGCAGUGCACCCAAUCGCCAAGCUGCGAACGAUGCUCGGUUUGGGCCAUCAGCAUCAGCAUGGCAACGGUGGUGUCCAAGGUAACGGUCAUCCGGCGUCGCAACCAUCGACGUCAACGGCGGCGUCACCACUUUCCAAUGUAGAAGAACCACCCGUAGAAGAGGUCGCAGAAGAAACCGCAAGUAGUUCAGAACAUCCACAACAGCAGGAGCAUCCGCAGCAACUGCUCCCGGUAGUCGUAGUGCACGAUAGGGUCCGAGAUUUCUAUCGACGGAUCAUGCGUCGCGGCGGCAAGAAGGAGUAGAUCCAUCGAACAAACACAAGCAUUCCUAGAGCAAAUGCACUGCACACACACACACACACAGCCAACACCAAGCACGCGCAUUCAAAUGUAAUAGCUAAGAAAAGUUUCAAGUUUGAAAUUGACUACUACUCAAAGCCAUCCGGAAGCAGCGGAAAUUGAAGAAGCGAACUUGCGUUGUGCAGACCAAAACCAGCGGGGUUUGAAAACAUUGGCGAAACGAUCGAGAAGGGUAACAAAAUUCUAGGGUUUAAGACAAACAAACGAAAAAAGAACGAAUUCUAGCGCGCCUACUGUGACAGUUAUGAAAACGAAGAAGAAGGUAGACCGGUUUGAGAUCACAGCAACCCGGUUCUUAUAUGCAAAAAAUAAGCACAAUUUUAAUCCGUCUUAUGAAAAUGGUCUUCUUUUCGGGGAUCCAAAUGGUGUAGUCGAUGGAAUAAGGCGAAAGGAGCUACUAAGUCACACUUCUCAAUUUCUAACUUCGAUCAAUUUAUGAAACUAAACUAACAAUCCUCUAAACUAGAAGACUCGAAGGAACUAGUCCUCAUAUCAUAACCUUUCUUAUGCUUUUAGAUGGAACUGUAGCCCUGCUUGUCUAUACUGUUGAUCUGUAAUACUUUGUUAUUAAUGGUGUAUAUCUGCAUUAGAAAUACCUUCAUUUAUUUUCUUAUACACAAAUCGUUCUCGACGCUGUUACGACAGAUGUAUAAAUAGUUUCGAAUACCGGAAGGAAUUCAUAAAGUACUCCCGGAAAGAGCUUCAGGAAGAAGCUCAGAAUGGGAAAUUCUUGAAAGAGUAUCGCAAAAAGACAUCCUUGGAGAAUCUUAGAAGCAAUUUCUUGAAGAAUCUCAAAAUGAAUUUCGGACCAGAUGCAAAUAACAAAACUAUUACAGAUUUUGUUAUUUUGCUACAAUAUUUUUCAGUAACAACGGUUGUUAUAAAACAGAUAGCAAAUAACAACAAUUCAAAACAUAAUCUGUAUGAAUGUACAAAAGUUUUUUUAUACAGAUUAAUCUGCACAUAUGACAUCAUUGAGUUCAGCUACCUAUUACAGAACAAAAUUGUUAUAAGCUUUUUUAUAAAUCUCUUGACUCGAUUGAUCGAAUUAACAAAUAUUAUUAUCUAACAAAUUUCAAUAUCGCUUUGCUACAGAAAAAUAGCAAACAUGCAUUACUAAAACGUGUAACUAAAUUAUGAUAUAUCAACAUGCAUAAUGUAACAAGUUUUGUUAUAAUUUUGUUAUUGAAAUAACAAAACUUUUUUUUGUUAUCAUAUUUCUCGAUGAAAAAUCCUUACCACAAAAAAAUAUCAACUUCGGUUAUUGCUAACAGUUAUCAUAGUGUUGCUAUAAUACUGUAAUGUGAUUAUGGCCGGACCAGGAAUACCAGUAGGAACUUCUAGCGGAAUGCCAGAAUGAGGAAUUCUCAAGUUUCAGCAGAGGUUUUUUUUCCUGGGAAUUUGUCUAAUUCUAAACUAAUUGAUCAAUAUUAGUUUUCUGAAAUUUUUCUGAAAAAAUAUGGAAUCUGUUUAAAAAAUUUCAACGAAGCUUUUCUUUGGAAAUUCUUAAAAGGGCUUCUUCACAUUUUCCACUAAUUACUUCAGGAAAUUCUUUCUAAAAAGCUUUGAUAACAAUUUUACUUUAAAAAUUUACUCGAACUUCUUUUUUCAAUUCUUUGAGAAUUCUUCUAAGGACUCAUCCUUAUUUAUUUCCUAAAAUUCCUUUAAGCAAAUCAUUACAAAGUUUUCUAAGGUUUGCUCAAGAAAAUGCACAGAGGAUGUCUCUUGAAUUGUUGGAUUAAUUUUAAGAAUUCUUCGCAAAUGUUAACACGUAUUUAAAAAAAAAAAAACAUCCGUAGAAUCAUCUGAAUACUAAUUAGAAAAUAGCAGCAGAUAUUUCCAAAUGAUUUGCCAGAAAAUUUCUUAACUGUAUCUUUUGCUUUUUCAACGUUUGUUUCACAAAAUCUGAUAAAAUUUCUCCAGAUUUUUAAAAGAAUCCUUGUGAAAGCUUGCCGAAUACUUGUCCAAGGAUUCUACUAAGAUUGUCCUAGUAUUAUUCCAAAGAUUCUUUCAUAAACUUUUCCAUGGAUUAUCCUAGACAGUGCUGAAAAUUUCAUUUCGUCAUAUCCAAAUUCAAAUACCUACAGCUCAUUUUAGAAGCUGAACCUGAGAAUAUGGUAUAUGAAAAACUUGUGCGGCUAGACCAGUUCUGCAAAAAAGUCACGAAAAAACCGCCAUUUUUAGAAUAUUUAAGGUAAAUGUCACGGACUACCUUUGAAAAAUGCCAAAUGAUAUUCAUCGUGAAUAUCAUUGGCAUUUUUCGAAGGUAGUUCAUAACAUUUACCUUGAAUAUUCGAAAAAUAGCAGUUUUUCCGUAACUUUCUUGUAGAACUGGUCUAGCCGCACAAGUUUUUCAUAUACCAUAUUCUCAGGUUCAGCUUCUAAAAUGAGCUGUGGGUGAUUGAAUUUAGAUAUGACGAAAUGAAUUUUUCAGCACUGAUCCUAGAAAUGCUCUAAAAAUGCAACAUAAGACCUUCUAUAAAUAUUUUUUUUUCGGAAAACCAAAAAAUGAUAAAAUGCUUCUAGUUUGAAUAAGAGUUAUGAAAUAAUUCUUAAAACGAUAUCAAAAAUAGUAAAAAGAUUAGGCUCAUUAUUUCUUUCUUUUUUUUUUUUUGGAAAUCUCUAAAGGUAUCGAAAAUAAAUCCAAUAGCUUCUAUAGGCAGACUAAUUCCUGAGCUUUUACAAAGAUUCUCCCAGAAAUUCUGAUGGUACUCCACAGAAGGAUACUUCAGAAACUGCUUCAUGAAUUUCAUAAAAUUUCACUAGAAAUAAUAACAAAUUUUCGUUUUCAAUCAUGAACUGCUUGAGUAAUAUCUUACGAGAUAGAAAACUCCGCGAGUUUUUCCAACUUUUUUAAAGGAAUUUCUUGGAUUUUGCGAUUUGAUCAGAAAUGCAUCUUCUACAAAAUAUUUCUUCGUGGAGGUUCUCCAACAAUACUUUCUUAUUUUUUUCGAAAAAUUCCACCAUGGAAUCGAUCACGAAUUUUCCUAGAAUAUUUACAGACAUGUUUCGGGUUUCUUUCAUUUAUCGGUUGAAGAUCACUGCGUCCAGAUUCUUGGACUGUUAUAAUGGCUUUAGGACAUUUGGUCGAAUGACAUUUGGUCGAAUGACGUUUGGUCGAAUGACAUUUGGUCGAAAGUACAUUUGGUCGAACGGACAUUUGGUCGAAUGGACAUUUGGUCGAAACCCAUUUUUUGGAAGAAGAAGCAUGUGACAUUUAGUCGAAUGGACAAUUCGUCGAAUGGACAUUUGGUCGAAAGGCACUAACUGAUGAAGAGUUUUGAAUGGAAAAUAAUUUUAUAGAUUUCGGUAUAAUAAUUUAUAUGUUACUGAACUUAUUCGGUUGAAAGUACGUUUGGUCGAAUGGACGCUAAGUCGUAUAGCAAUUUGAUCGUAUUUAAUUAUAUCAAACAUAAAAAGCAAACAUUGUAGUGCAGUGUAGGUUUCGGCUCUUCUUUCCAGUUUCACCAUUUCAUUGCGUUUUUGUGUAUAACAUACUGGCUUUUCCAUCAAAUAUUUUUCCUUCUUUUCAACAUACGCUGUUCUUUCAAGUGUAUUAUUUGUGCUGAGAGUGAAGAGUGGACAUUAUGGUUGUGAUUUUUUCAUCUAUGAUUUUUCCUUCUUUUGAACAUAGGCUAUUCUUUCAAAAUUCGUAUUUGUACUAUGUUUGAAUGUUAUGGCUGCUGUCAUUUUAUCAUGAAUUUUUCCUUCUUUGAAACAUAGACUAUUCUUUCACGUUUAUUUAUUUCAUUGCGUUUUUUUGUACCAACUACUGAAUGUUUCAGAAGCAAUUUCUCCUUUUGAAUACAAGCUGUUCUUCCGUUUGAUAUUUGGAUGUUAUAGCUGCAGACUUUUUCAUCGGAUAUUUUUCCUUCUUUUAAGGACAGAUUGGUUAGAAUCCAAAACUCGCGACUUCGAGCGUACACAUCUCUUCGUAAACAAAACCAGUGCACCUGAUCUUCUUGUUUCAAGCUUAUUAUAAGUGAGCGAAAACAGCAUUAUAAAAUGCACUGCCAAACUACAGUUUGCUUCUUGAGAAUUGUGCGUCUGAAGUUCUGAUGCACUGUUGAAGUGGGAUUUCAAGACGUUUGUCCUUAAACAUAGGCUAUUCUUUGACGCAGUGUUGCAUAUGAACUGAACGCGAGCCAAAAUGGUAUUUAUGCAACAAGUUGCAAAAUGAUAAUUUUUUUUUCAGCACGAGUCGUACAUUUAUUCAACGAGGCUUGCUUGUUCAAUAACAUAUAAAUAGUUAUGAUACCGAAAUCCAUAAUAUUAUUUUCCACUCACAUCUCUUUUCAUCAGUUAGUGCUUUUCGACCAAAUGUCCAUUCGACGAAUCGUUCAUUCGACUAAAUGUCAUAUGCUUCUUUUCCGAAAAAAUGGCUUUCGACCAAAUGUCCAUUCGACCAAAUGUCCGUUCGACCAAAUGUACUUUCGACCAAAUGUCAUUCGACCAAACGUCAUUCGACUAAAUGUCUUUCGACCAAAUGUCAUAGAUUCUUUCCAAGAAUUUCUUCUGAAUUUCUUACUAAAAAUUCACCUUGAACUCCGAGAGAAAAUUUUCUGGUUAUACUUCUAGGAAUACCCCAAAAUUUUCUUCAGGCUUUCUUCGAUUGAACAUUACUGAACUUCUUCCAUGAAUUCCACUAAAAUUCCUUCAAGAAUUCCUUCUCAAACUCUUCCAGGUUUUGUUUUUCAGAAACACCUAUAGCAACUUCUUUAAGCACUCCCAAGAUUUCUUUCCUAAAUUUUCGUAAGAAUUUCUCAAGUAAUUUUGCCAAGAAUCUUUCCAAUAAUUCAGACGUCAGUUCUCUGGAAAUUUCUUAAUUUUUUCCCAAAAUUUUAGCAGACAGUUUUCGAGUUGUUUUGAGAAUUUCAUCAAAUAUCGUUCAAGGAAUUCUUCCAAAAAUGUAUCAAAGAAAUCAUUCAAGAAUUCUCAGGGCUUCUUCCGGCAAUUUCUCAAGAAAUGUUUGCAAAAACUACCACUGGAAUUUCUUCAAAAAUUCACUCCAUUCUCCUGCAAUAAAUCUUUAUCAUUUCUCUAAGAAUACUUUCAAGAUUUCCUCCAGGACAUCCUCCAUUAAUUUCUACAGGACCCUUCGGAGAAUUCUUUGAAAAUUUCUCCAGAAAUUCCUCCCAGAAGCUCUUUCAGGAUUUUUUCCAAUAUUUUUUUUCAAGAAAAUCUUACAUGUUUUUAAGGCAUACUCCUAAAAAUUCCUCCAUGAAUUUUGCUAAGAUUUUUUUUUUGCAAAGACUUCACUUAUACUUUCAAAAGAAAUCUUUUUAAAUUCCUAGAAAUUUCUUUAGCAAUUUUUGCUUGAGUUCCUCCAGAGUUUUUUGCAGUCAUACUUCCUGGAAUUCUUUAAAGAAUUUCGCUAAUUUUUUUCCCAGAAAUUACAGAAAAAAUAUUUUUAAAAUCGCUUUUGUAAUUCUUACAGUACUGUUCUUACCUUAAAUCUCUACAAUCUUACUCUUUUUCCAAAACUCCACCUUACAAUUCUUCAAGAAAUUUCGCAUCCUAAAAACAUUUCUCUAUGGAGUUACUGCUGAAACUAUUCCAAAUAUUCACCCAGCAAUUCUUAGAUUUUAUCACUUGUUUUACCUGGAAUGAUUCUACGAAUUUGUCCAAUAAUUUUCCUAGAAAUUUUACAAGCAUUUUUCGAGUAAUUCCUCUAGUUGAUUAAAAAAUUUAACCACAAAUCUUUCUGGGAAAUUAUACAGGAAUUGUUCCAAGAAUUUAUUAAGGAAGUAAUCGUGGAAUUCCACGAAUUUAUUACAGAAAUUGCUUCAGGAAAUUCUACAGAAAUAAGGCUUAAUAUCUUGCAGGAUUUCAUAUUUAAAAUCUUCCUGGAGUACACAAUUCCAUGAAUUCUUCCGAGAAUUGCUCAAAAUAUCUAAGAAGAAACUCCCUUAUGGUUUCUUUCAGGAAUUCUUUCACGAUCUUCAUCUAGAAAUGUUCUAUGAAUUCCUCCAGCAUUUUUUCCAAGAAUUACUUUUGGAAUUCCAACAGAAAUUUCAACUCAAACUACUACUGCAAUUUCUCAAGAAAUACUUUCAAGAUUGCUUGCAGGACUUUUUCCAUUUAUUUCUGCAGGACUUCUUCCGAAAAUUCCACCAAAUUUUCACCAGGAAUUCCUGUAGAAAACUCUUCUUAGAAUUUCUUCUAAAGUGUUUCCACAAAUUCCUUCAGGAGCUUUUUUAGUCAUACCCUCAAGCGUUCUUCCGAAAAUUUCUCCAAGAAAUCUGCCAUGACUUCUACCAGGAAUCUCUCCAAUAAUUCCUGCCUAAAUUUCCCGGAAAUUUCUUCAUCGUUUUUUUUUUCUAAAAAUUCCUCAAAGGUUCUUUUAAGUUUUUUUUCUAGAAAUGAUUUCAAUAAUUCCAGGAGUUGCUCCACGAAGUCUUCCAAGAACCUCAAUAAAACAUAUUUUCAAAUCGCUUUUGAAAUAAUCACAGAAUUUUUACCUGAAAUUUCUUCAAUGUUUAUCCAAUAUAUUUUGAAGGUUCCUCCCAAAACUUCUUCCAAAAAUUCAUCCAGUAUGUAACCCGAAAUUCUUUCAAAGUUUUCUUCAGUUAAAUUUUUCAAUAACUUCUUCAGGACUUUUCUAGGCAUCUCCGAGAACUUUUUCAUGCAUACUUUCAAGAAUUCUUCCAUGAAUUUUUCUAUCAAAUUCUCCAGAAAUUCUGCAAACACUUCCACCAAGAAUCUUUCCAAAAUAUCCUGCGAAGUUUCCUGAAAUUUUCUGUACCAGGUUUCCAAAAAAAAACCUUCUAAGGGUUCUUUAAAAAAAAUCCUCCAAAACUUUUACCUUUAAUUUCCACAAUAUUUCUCCAGUGAUGCUUCCAGGAUUAUUUUGAAGAUCAUUUCUAAAACCUCUUCCAACUUCAUCAAGUAGGUUUUCCGGAUUUCUUUCAGAUUUUUUUCAGGAAAUAUUGUAUAAAUUCCGCCAGGAGUUCUUCCAAAAUUAACAACGAAUUUCUAUAACAUUUUUUUUUAAAUUCCAACAAAAAUGUUAAAAUUCUUCAGGAAAUCCUUAAAUCAUUUUUCUAGGCAUACUUCCAUCAGGACUUCUUCCAUUGAUUUCUACCGAACCGAACUUCUUCCGAAAACUCCUCAAACAUUUCUUCAGGAAUUCUUCCAGAAACUGUUUUGGGAGUUUCUUCAUAAAUUCUUUUGGAAAUACAUCCAGGAGCUUGUUUAUGUAAACCCUUUAGAAUUCUUUUUAUUCUUAAAAUCUCCAGAAAUUCUGCCAUCAGAAACCUUUUCAAUAAUUCCCGCUUAAUUGUUCUGAAUAUUCCAAUAGAAAGUUUACGAGUUAUUUCUCUAAGAAUCCUUAGAUGCUUCUAGGAAUUCUUUUCAGAAUUUCUCAAGGAUUUUUUCCAGGAAUUCAUCCACGAAGCCUUCCAAGGGCUUCCGAAAAAAAUAUGAUUAAAAUCGAUUCUGAAAUACCUACAGAGUCUCUACCUUAAAUUUCUACAGUACUUCUCCAGUGAAUUUCACAGAAAUACUUUAAAUGUUCCUUCCAAAAUCACUUCCAAAAGAUCAUCAACCAUUUUUUUCCGGAAGUUCCCCGAGAAAUCUUACACGAUUUCCUCUAAUAAUUCUUUCGGAAUCCCCUUUCAGAUUUUUUCCAGGUAAAUUAAAUUCUUACAAAAACUCAUUCAGGGACGCUCCAGAAAUUCUUCAAGGAUCUCCAACAGGAUAUUUUAAAAGAAUUCAGAUGCGGUUUACAAUAGUUCUAAAUGAAAUGCUUCCAGCAGUUCUUCCGUGAUUUUUUUUUCAAAAUUCAUCCAGGAGUUGUAGAUUUUUUACAAAAAUUCUCCUAAGAAAAAAACCUAAUAUCAGGUAUUCAUUUAGAAAUUUUCCUUCGAAUUUCUUUAAAAAUUGUAACAGGAUUUCUAAAAGAAGCUUUUCCGAAAAAGUUUUCUUGAAUUCUGAACGGAAUUACGUCGCUCCCCAUACACAUUUCGUUCCAACAAAUUCCAGAAAUUCCUCUAAGGAUUGUUUCAGGAAUUCCUAAGGGAAUUCUUUCAAAAAAUUAUCUAGCAAUUCAAUCCAACAAAUUUUUUAAUAUCGAUGCUGGAAUUCCUACAAAAUUUUAACUUUAUUUCUCCAGUGAUUCUCUCAAGAAUAUUUUAAAGGUACCAUCCCAAAACUACUUCCGAAAGGUUAUUCAGAUUUUUCCCCGGAGAGCCUGCGAGAAUAAUACUUGUGAUUCCACCUGGAAAUUCCAAGAAUUCUUUCAGAAAUUGUUCCAGGAAGUCUUUCCGGAAUUCUCCAGAAAUUCCACAAUAAUUCUCAGGCGUUCGAGGAUAGUUAUUGCAGAAAUUCAUCCAGGAGUUAUUCCAUGAAUUCCUUCAAAAACGCAUCCAAGAAUUAUCGUUUUUUUUUAAGAAUUUUCCUAAAAUAAAAACUCUAGAAAAAGAACUGUAUCUCAGGCAUUUCUCAAGGAAUUUUCCUGAGAGUUUCUUUGAAAAUUGUCACACACAUUCUACCAAGAGUUUUUCCAUGAAUGUUUCGUUGAAUUCUGAACAGAAUUGUAUCAUGAAUUUCUUAUUUGUUUUGGUCGUGAGUUUAUCCAGAAAUUCUUCUAAAACUCUCCUUCAACAUUCUUCUAAAAUAGACCAUUUCUUUUUUUUUAAUCCUUAAAAAAAAUUCAGAAAUGCUAUGAUAAACUUUUCCAGGACAUGCUCAAAAAAAAAAAACUCAAACGCAAACAUUCUCCAAAUUUCUACGGAAGUUAUAAAGUGAAUUCCUGUUGAAAUAUUUUCCAACAUUUCUCCAGAAACAAAGUUUUUGUAAUUGUUUUGAUGACUUCAAUAUGAUCAAAUGGUUUCAAUUUUCCUUAGUACCAAUUUCACUGAUUUUGCCGUGUUUUAAAAAGUUGAAAACGAUUCGUUUUUAUUAUUGUAUAUAUUGCAGUUUCUGUCAAGGGCGCUUACCUUCCCCUUAAAACUCCUCUUCUGUAGAUAGACUCUUUUCAAAUUUGUUCUCUAAUCUUCGAAUCAUGAAUCUAUCAAUUCAAACAAACAAAAAAAAAACGUCAGAACUCAAUGAUACAAUAAACACAUUCUCAGGCCCAUCAGCUAGCGAACACAGAGUCGAACGAUAGAGCAAAACAAAACUAGAUAAAAAUGUGCUUCACACAUUGAAACCAGAUAGGAACGAUGUUGCAAUUACCAGAUAAGUUGAAACGUUGAUGAAGUUAUGAUAAGUCAUAAAAACAAAAUUGAUAAAAGAACAAAUGUUAGAUUAGACCAAUAAAGUAAUAAAAUAAAUUACCAAAUGCAACCUUAUAUGUUUGAGGUGGCCUACGCAAAAAAAUACUGAAUUAUGGCUACAUCUUCAGGAAAAAAAAAAACAAACAGAGGCGUUUCAUGUUAACCUUAGUUCAGCUGAAUACAACUCGGUGAAACAAUAACUAGGAAAUUCAAUUCAAAACUUACGAAACUCAAGCUCUCGUGAGAACCCCGUGCCAAAAAAAGAAACACAUUAUAAAAAGAGCCUGUUUUAAUCUUCCCACGGGUGAGAAGUAAUGUCAAAACUGCAUAAACCUGAAAUAUUUUUAAAAGCGAAAAGAGAAUAUAAAUAAAAUCCCAUUUUCCUACAAAACCCACAAACAUAUGAUAAUGUUGAUGUUAACUCGUGUCUAAGGAAACUACAAAACUCUUUCUCUAUUUGUAACAUAAACUUAAAAAGAAACUGUUGAUCAAUUUUCAAAUUCUAUCUCUCUCUAUAAAAGAAGCAAAACACAAACACACAUUUACCGAAACUGUAUUAACUGUUACUCGUUCUCCAAAGCGAACCGAUAAUAUAUGUACCGUUGCUCUAGCUACUACUAUCCACUAACACUUUUCUAUAUCUCCCUAUAACGUUUAAGGUCGAAAAACAACAACAAAAGGAACCGUUUAGGCUAGGAUGAUGAAUGGAUUAAGAAGAGUGGUUAUUACAGAGAGUUUUUGUACCUUUUCACUUCUUCCGAUCAGGUCAUGCGCGAACGCAGGGUGAGAAUUUCAUUGCGAUCGAACAGCGAAUUUCAAACAGGUUUCCACCUAUUGGCGUUCUUGAUGCAGUUUGAAAUUCCACCUCAACUAGUAGUUAGAUUACUACAAGUGAGUACUAUGGAAAACCACUGAAAAAUUUGAAUCCAACUAUUUCAUUUUUUUAAAAACUAUGACUCCAAAAGAAAAACUGAACGAAGGAAUGUUGUUGAAACUGUUUUAACAAGAAAUCCGGCCAUAUUGAUUAAGAAAAUUAACUGCAUUCGGUAUAAGUCUAAGUAGAUGUUUAUAUUUCAUAAAUAAUCAGUUUGCACAUUUCAAAAGCUCUGCAUUAGCGCUGAUAUGUGGCUAAGUGUUAACUAAUUUUCAACGAACAAAUCUAAAUUCAAUCAUUAACUUCGUCACUAUAUUUCAGGACUAUAGUACAUAACUAAUGUUUCAUAUAUUUUCAAUCCCAUAACAAUAAGUAUUGUCAAUGCACUUUGUUUCUGUAAAAAUAUAUGGGUGUGAAUGUGAAGAAAAUAACAAAUUGUUAACUGGUGAAGACAGAUGAAAUAUAUAUGACGCGAUGCA
Molecule: messenger RNA, 12720 nt
Organism: Aedes albopictus (Asian tiger mosquito)
Lineage: Eukaryota; Metazoa; Arthropoda; Insecta; Diptera; Culicidae
Gene: Cbp53E
Product: calbindin-32
Exons: 15
Coding region: 719-1657 (312 amino acids)
Biological process (GO): regulation of long-term synaptic potentiation; regulation of presynaptic cytosolic calcium ion concentration
Cellular component (GO): dendrite; cytosol; synapse
Molecular function (GO): calcium ion binding
Source: RefSeq, a predicted model, not a curated record